AUGGCGCCACCAACAACCCGCUCGGCCUCAUCCAGCGACGAGAACUCUGACCUCGAAGAGAGGUCAAUAAACGAACCUACACUUGCAGAUAUCCUCGCUGAAAUUCGCAAGCUCUAUGUCAAGCAAACAAGUCAUGACCCUGAGUUAGCAGAACUAAGCGUUAGAUUUUCGGAAGUUUAUGCAUCGGUAAAACUCAAUAAAGACUCCAGCGUGGCUGUGAAAAAUUGUGCACUGAGCGAUACUGAACCUAAAGUCUCUAAAUUUAUUGACAAGCCCAAGGGUCCAACUAAUUUUCCUCGAAGAGACCCACUUCUCAUCCCUGGACUUAAGUCUACAUAG
Molecule: messenger RNA, 339 nt
Organism: Blumeria graminis f. sp. triticale
Lineage: Eukaryota; Fungi; Ascomycota; Leotiomycetes; Helotiales; Erysiphaceae
Source: the annotation of a GenBank genome assembly